Messenger RNA from Elephantulus edwardii (Cape elephant shrew), 939 nucleotides. RefSeq names its product olfactory receptor 9G4-like. Gene Ontology annotation, molecular function: odorant binding; G protein-coupled receptor activity; olfactory receptor activity. The transcript has a single exon. The record is from RefSeq and is a predicted model, not a curated record. NCBI's taxonomy places the organism in Eukaryota, Metazoa, Chordata, Mammalia, Macroscelidea, Macroscelididae. Gene Ontology annotation, biological process: sensory perception of smell; G protein-coupled receptor signaling pathway. Gene Ontology annotation, cellular component: membrane. The coding region runs from base 1 to 939 and encodes 312 amino acids.
AUGAAAAUAGGAAAUCGCACAGUCCUGACUGAAUUCAUCUUGGUAGGUUUAUCAGCAGACCCCAAGUUGCAGCUGAUUCUGUUUGGAAUAUUUCUGGUGAUCUAUUUGGCCACCUUAUCAGGGAACAUGACCCUGGUUAUCUUAAUCCGGAUUGAUUCCCGUCUUCACACACCCAUGUAUUUUUUCAUUGGCAGCCUCUCUUUCCUGGAUUUCUGGUACACUUCUGUGUAUACUCCCAAAAUCCUGGCUAAUUGUGUCUCAGAAGAUAAGCGUAUUUCUUUGGCAGGAUGUGGGGCGCAGCUGUUCUUUUCAUGUGUUGUAGCCUAUACAGAAUGCUACCUCUUAGCAGCCAUGUCUUAUGACCGUCAUGCAGCAAUAUGCAACCCCUUACUCUAUUCAGGUAUCAUGUCUAGUUCUGUCUGUACUGGGCUAGUUGCUGGCUCCUACAUCGGGGGCUUCUUGAAUGCCAUAGCCCAUACUGCCAAUACUUUCCGCCUAAGUUUCUGUGGUAAGAAUAUCAUCGACCACUUCUUCUGUGACGCCCCACCAUUGGUAAAGAUGUCCUGUACUGACACACGGGUCUAUGAGAAAGUCCUCCUAGGAGUGGUGGGCUUCACAGUUCUCUCCAGCAUUCUUGCCAUCUUGAUUUCCUAUUUCAACAUAUUCCUGGCUAUCCUGAGGAUCAAGUCGGCCUCAGGAAGGCGGAAGGCUUUCUCCACUUGUGCUUCUCAUAUCAUCUCAGUCAUGCUUUUCUAUGGAUCCUUGCUCUUCAUGUAUUCGAGGCCCAGCUCCACUUAUUCUCUGGAGAAAGACAAACUGGCCGCUCUCUUCUACACGGUGGUGAACCCACUGCUCAACCCUCUCAUCUACAGCGUGAGGAACAAAGACGUCAAAGAGGCUUUCAGGAAAGCCAUACGCACCAUCUGGCCACAACGAUGA